CUGACGCCCGCCAGACGACGCAAGCGACGCUAGUGUGUGCGUCGCGACGGUCAGGACCAAACGCGUCUGGAUCUGUUAGUCGCUACGUGGAAGCGUUUCCACACGCGUUCGUCAUUCGUCCAGAAGCGCACCGAAAAGCACGUGUCUUAACCUCUUCACGGUUGGGUUUUCUGGUAUGGACUCUUCCGGAUUGGGUCUUUCUGGAUUUUGAAGUUGCGUUUCUAUUGUUGUUUAGAGAGCGACAGCAAGAGUAUUUUUACUAGCGAGGCUCGAAUUAUUUCUCCGCAGAAUGUUCGUGGAAGCUACAAGACGUCCGUGUAAUUUAUGACAUUCCGACAAAGUUUUCCGAUCGAGAAGAGUUUAAUAAAAUAAAUUCAUUUCGUCCAGCUCCAGCGGAUUGAAUUUCAAAUCAAUUUUCAGUCGAUACGAAUUAAUAACGGGUUAAAUCGCGCAGUGUCAAUCUUUCAAGUAUGUCCAGUGAACCGGAUGCAAAACUGAAAGAACAUUCAUCUGGAACGGUUAGGAGGAAGCACCGAUCACGAUCAACCCCAAGAUAUAACGAUGUGGAAAAACCAAGGAAAAAGAGACAUAUCAGUGCGGCAACGUCGCUGGUUACUCUUCCUAAUACAAUCAAAUUGUCCAUGCUUAAUAGUGGACUUCUACCAACUAGCAGAUAUAACAAUGAGAAUGGCUCGCUUGUGGCUACAAUUACAGACAGUCCCAUAGAACUUAAAAACUACAUAAAAGUAUGCGAAGAACGCAGAAAAUUCCCAGUGCUGUAUAAAUUAGAAUUUCAAAUUGCUAUAAAAGUUGAAACUCACUCCUGCCGUCACGGCACAAAAAGAGCAAACCUUGAGAAGAACCAGAACCAAAGAUGCAUUCCUUAUGACUAUAAUAGGGUAGUUCUAGAAACUAUAGAAGGAGAACACGAUUCGGAUUAUGUUAACGCAUCGUAUGUAGAUAGUUUAUUAAAGCCUAACGCCUACAUAGUAACCCAAGGACCAACCGAGGAAACCGUCACCGACUUCUGGCGCAUGGUAUGGCAGGAAAAAGCGUGUUGUAUAGUCAUGUUGACAAAAACGUUCGAUUUCAUCAAGGUUAUGUGCGUCCAAUAUUGGCCCGCUUCCAAGGAAUUAGAAGAGACGUACGGCGGAAUUACUAUAGGCAUCAUUCAAGAGGAGGAAUUGGCCAAUUUUCACAUACGUACUUUUCGACUGUGCAAGAAAGAACUGGAUCAAGUAGUUGAAGAGAGAUUUAUAUUGCAAUUCCAUUUCACCGAAUGGCACAGUCACACUUGUCCUUUUAGCAACGCCGUGCUGGAGUUCAGAAGGAGGGUGCGUGCGGUGGUGGGGCACAGGAUUAAGUCGAACGAGGCAGGACCGAUGGUGGUGCAUUGCAAUGACGGUGGCGGCAGAUCCGGGGUAUACUUAGCCAUAGACGCCAACAUGGAAUUACAAGAAGAAGAAGACAAAUUCGACGUCUUCGGUUAUCUGAAAAAAUUGCGCCAAUCAAGAAAAGGUCUGGUCGAGAACGUGGAACAAUAUAAAUUCAUCUACGACACCCUCGAAGAAUAUGUGACGUGCGGAAACUCCUGGUUUCCAGUCAGCGAGCUGUCUCAGAGACUCAAGCAGAAAUCAGCCAAGAAUCCAAUUACGAAACUGAACGAAUAUCAGAGAGAAUACACGCUCAUAUGCAAGCAGACCCCCAGGUUCACGAUUGGUGACUGCGCCGGAGGACACAGAGGUGAUAAUCGCAAGAAAAACAGAGAUGUGCUUAUUGUUCCACCCGACAAUUUCCGACCAUAUUUGACUUCAUUCCAAGGGAAUAAUUACACGGAUUACAUUAACGCCGUGUUUGUGGAUGGUUACACAAAGCCUAGAGAAUACAUAGUCACGGAAUGGCCUUUAAAAUCAACAUGCGGAGAAUUCUGGUCGCUGGUGUACGACUACGAGUGCUCUGCUGUAGUCAUCCUUUGUGUUCCUCCGCAUAAUUCGGUUCUGUCGCAGCAACAAUUCCCGUCAUUUUGGCCAGAAGGACGAACUCCUAAAAAAUAUGGACCGGUUUUUACCAUAGACCAUAUCUCGCACAAUCACUACACCAAUAUCAAAACAUGGGUUUUUCGAAUCAACAAGAAGAUCGUCUCGCUUACAGAAUUGAUGGCAGGGGUGAAGGCACCUCCAAAAACCGUCCAGUUGUUCCAACUAACCUGCUGGCCUAUGGGGCACAAAGUGCCUACUUCGACCAACUCUUUGGUAGAGCUUAUGAACAUGGUGGAAAGGUGGAGGCAGCGGACUGAAUAUGGACCUGUGUGCGUCGUGUCGCCAGAUGGGCGAAGCCGAUGUGGCAUUUACUGUGCUGCAAAUGCCUGCAUCGAGCAAGUCAUCCAGCACGGCGAAGUCGAUAUUUUCCAGGCUGUCAGGACCGUUAGAAGACACAGACCUCAACUGAUUGAAAAUAUCACGGAAUACAAAUACUGUUACGAUGUGGUACUCCAUUACGUCCUCCAUUACUUACAAAAAGACUUGGAAGAGAUCAAGAUCAAGUCUAAAAAUUAAGCUUCAGACAAGUCAACAAUUCGAGGCCAAAUAAACUGUGAAAUGUAAACGUAAGGAGAAUAUUUUGAAUAAAAGUAAACCGCUAUGUAUAUUUUUGUUACUUUGCCUUAGAUUACUAAAUUUAUUGUAUUGUAUAUUAAACUCUGUUAAUAAAGGAAA
Zophobas morio is the source of this 2714-nucleotide messenger RNA. RefSeq names its product Protein tyrosine phosphatase 36E (gene Ptp36E). Gene Ontology annotation, molecular function: protein tyrosine phosphatase activity. Bases 471 to 2555 code for a protein of 694 amino acids. The transcript is spliced from 16 exons. NCBI's taxonomy places the organism in Eukaryota, Metazoa, Arthropoda, Insecta, Coleoptera, Tenebrionidae. The record is from RefSeq and is a predicted model, not a curated record. Gene Ontology annotation, biological process: protein dephosphorylation.